UAGUAAGCUAAGUAGUAGUUAAAUUAGCCGCUGAGUUAAGGGUGGCGGUGGCUGCCAUAGCAACCGCUACUGAAACACUAGGCUAGUUGUUUGUUGUUAGCUUCUGUGUUAGCCUUUAACAUGACGUCGAACAGACUUCAGUUUCUAAUUUCGCGAUAGUCAGUCAGUCGGUGUCAGUCGACAAUGUUGUCUCUUGUUGCGUUUGUUUAUAUUUCUCCGUUUUAACCUCGCUCGUCGAUGUUUAACAAGCUGUCUAUGAUGUCAGACUGUGUGGUUGUGGAGUUGAGUUUAGCUAACUUGGUAAUUUCCACGACAUCCAGUGAGCUAACGCUAGCCACCGAGGCCGUUAACUUCAGUUUCAGAAUCCUUGAACUAGUAUGGAUGUAGAUGACUGUAAUGGCCGAUCCUACAUAUCAGGCAGUGGAGACUCCUCAUUGGAAAGAGAGUUUUCUGGGGCCUUUGGAGGCGCAACAGUGAGCACCCCAAACAGCAAGGAGAACUCUCCAAGUCGUUCCCUCAGUGCCAACUGUAUUAAAGUGGAGCUGUACAGCGAUGAAGACUUAGGUCGUGGUCAAGAGGAUGAAAAGACGGAGCGGGCAGAGGAAGGAGGUCCAGGGCAGGAAUCAGAGUCUGGAGGAGGCUACAGGGAGCUCACUAAUCCUGAAGUCAUGCCAGCUGGAGCCACCAGACUACCAAAUGGAAAGCUCAAGUGUGACAUCUGUGGAAUGAUCUGCAUCGGUCCUAAUGUUCUUAUGGUGCACAAACGCAGCCACACAGGGGAGCGACCAUUUCAGUGCAAUCAGUGUGGCGCCUCUUUCACUCAAAAGGGUAACCUGCUCCGCCACAUCAAGCUGCACUCGGGCGAGAAGCCUUUCAAAUGUCCUUUUUGCAGCUAUGCAUGUCGAAGGCGAGAUGCCCUUACUGGCCAUUUACGCACUCAUGCAGUGUCUUCUCCAACUGUAGGGAAGCCAUAUAAAUGCAGUUAUUGCGGCCGUAGUUACAAGCAGCAGAGCACGCUGGAGGAGCACCGCGAGCGUUGCCAUGGSUACUUACAAAGUCUGGAGUCACAAUCACUGAAUAAUGCACAAAAUAUAGGAGAGGAGAUGAGAGAGCUAGAGUUUGUACCAGACUCUCUUCCGCAGCCCUCCUCAGACAAGAUGGCAUUUAUUGAUCGGCUCGCCAACAGCAUCACCAAACGCAAAAGAUCCACACCACAAAAAUUUGUAGGGCAAAAGCAUAUCCGCCUCAACUUUCCGGAUGGACCUUAUGAGCUGACAGCUGAUUUGGAUAAAGGUGAAGACCUUCAAGCAGGGGACCUUGAAGCACCACAUUUUACUGGCCUUGGAGAAUACACAACAGGUGUAGCAGGUAAUAAAGGAGGGGCGUCUGACAAACAUAGGCCUCUCCAUCUUCCCGCCACUCACGCUCCUUGUUUGACUGAACUCAGGCCGAUCCACAGCUCCACUCAUACUUCUAUUGCUUUAGGCCCAAGGUUGGAUUGCACAGGGGCGGGGCUGGGGGCUGUAGGAGGAAGGGAGGCUGCCGAGGGUCACGAGGACCUGCCUACUGGUCGAAGUCAUGCAGCUUCACCUAGCAAUGGUUGCCAGGACUCUACGGACACAGAAAGCAUGCCGGAUGAGCUGUGUAACAGCACUGCUACCAUUCCAGCGUUGCACAGUAACAACGGGCAUCACCUUUUUCACUCCAACAGCCACGUGACGAGACCUCCUCCUACCUUUCGCCACAGAAGUCGGGACAGACACAGCCCCAGCUAUUCCAAAGACCACGAAGUGGAAAGAGAAGACGGGGGACACUCGGCCCUCCCACCUCCUGCCUUUGCUCCGACCUCUAGCUCACCUACAGCCCCCUCCUCCACUUCCAAGGAGGCCUAUCGGGUCGUCGACGGGGAGGGCCGAGCUGUGCGUUCCUUCCGCUGUGAGCACUGCCGUGUGCUUUUCCUGGACCACGUCAUGUUCACCAUCCACAUGGGCUGCCACGGUUUCCGACAGCCGUUCGAGUGUAACAUCUGCGGUUACCGCAGCCAGGACCGAUAUGAAUUUUCUUCACACAUUGUCCGUGGAGAGCACAUCAUUGAUUGAAGCUAAAAGUUGGACAGGUUGCUUUACUUAGAGCUUAUUUUCACUUAAGCAAGGACCUGGCUAGAUUUGUUCUGCAUAUGAGCUAAAGGGGACACUGAGAGUACAAACCCAACAUAUACAUUAGCAAUCAAAACAUCCAAUUUUUACAAUUCUAAUGUAGUAACAGUGGCUUUAAUUGUUUUGACUAUCAGAUACAUUUGACGUUCUGUUUUGAUCAAGUAUUUCCUGGAGCAAGUGAACUUCUUUAUCCACAGAUGUGCCUUGCACAAAAAUUCAGGAUUCAAACUGCAUGCACAGAAUACAGCAGUAAAAUCAGACUUAUAUUCAUAACUUUGGUCUAUAUUACAUAAAGCCAAAAAUGGUUUGUAAAUUUACCUACAGUGAACUAUAAGCAGGUUUAUGUGUCCUAUUUCAAAAUUAACUCUAAAAAAAUGUUAGCAGACCUUGAAUUUCCUAACAUUUUUCAACUUAGGGUUAAUCUCAGACUGUCAGUCAAUUCUAAUUAUGUAAAGUGCAGAUCAAAAUCAAAACCCAGGUUCAUAUUAGUUACACUUAAAUGUUUGAGGGGUGUGGUGUCUGUGAAUUAGAAAUGCACUUUGAUUUUUAAAAUGAAGGGAUCUAUAUAUGUGUGAGAAUCUGAGGAAUUAUUAUUAUUAUUAUUAUUAUUAUUUUUUUUUUUUGAAAAUGAAAGCCUUGCUUGUGUUGAUGCCAUGUGGGAUAGUGUAUGGAAUGAAUUUUUCUUUGAUAGCUUUUGUUGCACUGAUUCCUGCCAGAAUUCAACAAUUAAAUUAAACUACUUUAUAGAAUAAGUUAAUGAUCUGCACAUCUCUAAAAGUGAGGAAACACUGGUGGGUUGUUCUGCUCUAAACGGUCCAGAAAUCACUGCCAGGGUUCUAAGAGUAUGUAGUGUUUUGUUUUCAAACAUACAUUAAAUAAUAGUGCAUCACUAAUAUCUAAAAUAUUUAUUUUUGCUAGAUUUAAAAUUAUUAUAGUGUUCUGUAAUUGUAUUGUGCCUUUAUUCACUUUAUUUCCCAGACUGGAGCUGCCAGCCUUCAUGUCUUAAAACAGAUCUUUGUUGGUGACAUUCAAGGUCAAAUCAGCUGGCUUGUAGUUUUACAGUAAAGAAGAAAAAAAUACAAGAUGCCCAAGAAUGGCUGUCCUCUAAAGUUAAAUUAUAAACACUUUUUUUUCCCUCCAAUAAAGGCAUUUCAGUCUUAGCCAUUCAUCUUGUUGUAGUAGUCAUCUGUGAUCCAUCUUGUUUUGGUUAUUCAUGCAGAAAUUUGCUUUGUCACUUUACACACUUUUUGCUUUCUAUUGUAUUUUUUCUUUACAUAACAUCAGAUUUUAUUUAUGUAUUGCUGUCCAGAAGACAGAGUUGGACCUUUAUUAAGCCAGGAUCACAGAUGUAGUUACAAGAAUUGUUACCUCUUGUUUAACUUGAUUGCGGAUGAGAUUAUUUUCCAUCUUGUACCAGGUAUUAGCAGUAGUAAGGAGAAGUUACACAGAGAGUAAAAACUUACUAUUUUCUUUGACAGACAUGUUGUAAAAAUUAUUUCAAUAGAGCAAAUGAUGGAAAUUAUUGAAAUGAUCAGCUGACUUGAGCCCUUUUAGCUUUUGUGUAGUACAAUGAUUUGCUUUCCUUUUUAACUUUAGUUGAAUUUUAGAUUGUUUCAUCUUAAAACAUUUAAAAUAUUAACUAAAUUGAAAUAACUCAGCUGUGUAUGGCUCUAAAUGAAUAUUAGUGGUUGUGUUAUUGUUGUGAACACUUCCUUGUUUUGUCCUACUGAACUGUUUUCACCUGAUGGUUCAGGCUUUAUUAGAUGUAUGGAUGUGCAGAAGUUCCCAUAUAUUUAUUAAACAGAGGAAAAAAUAGGAUCGAUUUUUAAAUUAAGAGUAUGGUUCAGUUCAUCAAAUUUUCUUGUAGUUGAGCCAAAGACUCACUAUUAAGCACGUUCCCUGGUUAAUUGGCAGAAAAGAAAAUUAAAAUGUACAUGUAAAAGUUUAAUUUGAAUAAAGCUGAUUUUUAUUUAAAAAAUUGAUUUUAAAGCCCUUUGGAUCCACUUCAUCUCUUUAAAAUGUGUUGUAAAUACCUCAGAAAAUGUUCUUGCAUCAGAAAUUUAAUUUGUGCUCUUGAAUUUUACACUAUAACAAUUGUAUAAAUUUUCUGGUACAAAUUUCAGUUGAAGAAUAAAAGGUUUGCCUAACGAA
This is a messenger RNA of Austrofundulus limnaeus, 4307 nucleotides long. Its product is annotated as zinc finger protein Eos. The record is from RefSeq and is a predicted model, not a curated record. Gene Ontology annotation, biological process: regulation of transcription by RNA polymerase II. Gene Ontology annotation, molecular function: RNA polymerase II cis-regulatory region sequence-specific DNA binding; DNA-binding transcription factor activity. The transcript has 8 exons. Bases 378 to 2099 code for a protein of 573 amino acids. Lineage: Eukaryota; Metazoa; Chordata; Actinopteri; Cyprinodontiformes; Rivulidae.